AUGCUUUUGCUUGCGUUAGAAAAGGACAUGGCCUUCGCCGUUUCUGUUUUAUUAUUCCUUCAAGAUUGGUGCAUGAAAAAGAAUUAUAAAGUGGGUGUCACAGAGAGAAAGCCACCGAAAAGCAGAAAUUAUUUUGAUUGCUUUCCAGCACUUUAUGUAAUUAACAGCCACACACAUUUUCUUCAUUUUCUCUACUUUCCUUUCUUAUUUUCCUUCUUUAUUUCGCUUAAAUUUUCUCGUUUCCCUAUUCUUCUUUCUCUUUUCCCCUCUUUAUUUCACUUCUUCGUUCUCUUUCCCUCUCUUUAUUUCACUUCUUCGUUCUCUUUCCCUCUCUUUAUUUCACUUCUUCGUUCUCUUUCUCUCUCUUUAUUUCACUUCUUCUUUCUCUUUCCCUCUUUUUAUUUCACUUCUUCGUUCUCUUUCUCUCUCUUUAUUUCACUUCUUCGUUCUCUUUCCCUCUCUUUAUUUCACUUCUUCGUUCUCUUUCUCUCUCUUUAUUUCACUUCUACUUUCUCUUUCCCUCUUUUUAUUUCACUUCUUCGUUCUCUUUCCGUCUCUUUAUUUCACUUCUUCGUUCUCUUUCCCUCUCUUUAUUUCACUUCUUCUUUCUCUUUCCCUCUCUUUAUUUCACUUCUUCGUUCUCUUUCCCUCUCUUUAUUUCACUUCUUCGUUCUCUUUUCCUCUUUUUAUUUCACUUCUUCGUUCUCUUUCCCUCUCUUUAUUUCACUUCUUCUUUCUCUUUCCCUCUCUUUAUUUCACUUCUUCGUUCUCUUUCUCUCUCUUUAUUUCACUUCUUUCUCUUUUCCUUUCUUUAUUUCACUUCUUCGUUCUCUUUCUCUCUCUUUAUUUCACUUCUUCCUUCUCUUCUCCUCUCUUUAUUUCACUUCUUCGUUCUCUUUCUCUCUCUUUAUUUCACUUCUUCGUUCUCUUUCCCUCUCUUUAUUUCAAUUUUCUUUCUCUUUUCCCUCUCUUUAUUUCACUUUUCUUUCUAUUUUCCCUCUCUUUAUUUCACUUUUCUUUCUCUUUCCCUCUCUUUAUUUCACUUCUUCGUUCUCUUUCCCUCUCUUUAUUUCACUUCUUCGUUCUCUUUUCCCUCUCUUUAUUUCACUUCUCUUUUCCUUUUCCCUCUCUUUAUUUCGCUUCUUCUGUCUCUUUCCUUCUCUUUAUUUCACAUUUUCUCUAAAGUUUUCCCUCUUUAUUUCAUUUCGUCCUUCUCAUUCUCACAAUGUAUUUCACUUCUUUCCAUUUUCCUUUCUUUAUUACACAUUUUAUUUCUCUUUUCCCUCUCUUUAUUCCACUUUUCUUUCUCUUUUCCCUCUCUUUAUUCCACUUUUCUUUCUCUUUUCCCUCUCUUUAUUUCACUUUUUUCUCUUUUCCCUCUCUUUAUUUCACUUUUCUUUCUCUUUCCCUCUAUUUCACUUUUCUUUCUCUUUUCUCUCUCUUUAUUCCACUUUUCUUUCUCUUUUCCCUCUCUUUAUUUCACUUUUCUUUCUCUUUUCCCUCUCUUUAUUUCACUUUUCUUUCUCUUUUCCCUCUCUUUAUUUCACUUUUCUUUCUUUUUCCCUUUUAUUUCUUUUUCUUUUUUCCCUCUUUUAUUUCACUUUUUUCUUUCUCUUUUCCUUCUCUUUUUCACUUUUCUUUCUGUUUUCCUCUUUUAUUUCACUUUUCUUUCUCUUUCCCUCUCUUUAUUUCACCUUUUCUUUCUCUUUUUUCCUCUUUUAUUUCACUUUUCUUUCUCUUUUCCCUCUCUUUAUUCCUUUUCUUUUCUUUUCCCUCUCUUUUUCACUUUUCUUUCUGUUUCCUUUCUUUUAUUUCACCUUUCUUUCUCUUUUCCUCUCUUUAUUUCACUUUUCUUUCUUUCUUUUCCCUCACUUUAUUCCACUUUUCUUUCUUUUUCCUCUCUUUAUUUCACUUUUCUUUCUCUUUUCCCUCUUUUUAUUUCACCUUUCCCUCUUUUCCCUCUUUUAUUUCACUUUUCUUUCUCUUUUCCCUCUCUUUAUUUCACUUUUCUCUUUUUCCCUCUUUAUUUCCCUUUCUUUAUUUCCUCUUUUAUUUCACUUUUCUUUCUCUUUUCCCUCUCUUUAUUUCACUUUUUUCUUUUCCUCUUUUUAUUUCCUUUUUUCUUUCUUUUUCCCUCUCUUUAUUUCACUUUUCUCUUUAUUUCACUUCAUUUUUUCUUUACUGCUCUUUACUUCAUUGGUCACUUCUUUUGCUUUCCUUGUUCUUUUCUCAUCUCCUCUCUCUUCCUUUCCGACUAUCACUUUUCUCCCCUUACCUGACUUCAUGUUUCUCUCUAACCGUUAUUGUCAUUACCCAUCUUUUUCUCCCUCCCCUCCUGUGAAACGUGUUUCUUAUUGUUAA
This is a messenger RNA of Acanthosepion pharaonis, 2361 nucleotides long. The record is from the annotation of a GenBank genome assembly. NCBI's taxonomy places the organism in Eukaryota, Metazoa, Mollusca, Cephalopoda, Sepiida, Sepiidae.